Molecule: messenger RNA, 1310 nt
Organism: Suillus subaureus
Lineage: Eukaryota; Fungi; Basidiomycota; Agaricomycetes; Boletales; Suillaceae
Exons: 2
Coding region: 360-917 (185 amino acids)
Biological process (GO): C-terminal protein methylation
Cellular component (GO): membrane
Molecular function (GO): protein C-terminal S-isoprenylcysteine carboxyl O-methyltransferase activity
Source: RefSeq, a predicted model, not a curated record
CCGGUUUAGUCUGUUUGUUCUCUUCGGCAUGGCAAGAGGGGGCUGUUUUUAUGAAUGCCGACCUUCGCCACAAUAUGAUGUCAAUGGGUAUAGCCUCAGCGAAGCAUUCAUGCAUAAAAAGCAACCUCUGAAAGGUCAGUUGCUCUUCAUGAAGAUGGGAUCACUUCUCAAAGUUCCACUUAUUCUCUCGUCUGCUAUCACGCAGCAAAUAUCGCUCACGCCCCCAAACGUCCCCUCGAGUAAAGAGAUUAUUCACCAAACAUUCAAUGAGUGGGUUCUCACUUGGAUUAUGAAAUACGGGUUUCCGGUUCUGAAGGCAAGUGUUUUAAUUGCUUGUCCACGAUCAUAUUUACAGAGCGAUGCGCCAGACAAUUUAUUGGGCUGUUUCUCUUGCAGAAAUCGUUACCAUUGCCUCUCACACAACGGAUUCUCUGUCUGUUAUACAGACCAUCACACAGUACGCGGCCGGUCACAGGAUUCGUGAUACGCCCAUUACUUCUCCUUUCAUUUUGGGCACCGCGCUUGCCGUCACAGGAGGUCUCGUCCGCUGGUGGUGUUUUCGCACCCUUGGACGUUUUUUCACCUUCCAACUCAGUGUCCGCAAAGGGCAUCAUAUUGUCACAACUGGACCAUACGCUAUCAUACGUCACCCGUCAUACACAGCAGGUAUUAUACAGAUCAUUGGCAUGGUAAUACUGCACGGAUCGCCCACCUCAUGGCUUAGACAAUCCGGAAUUUUAGAUAUUCCCGGACUCAAAUUGGUUGUAGUGGCAUGGCUGGCGCAGAUGUCAGUUGCUAUGAUAAACGUCAUGUGCAGGACCAGCCAAGAGGAUGAAGCACUGAAAUUGGCUUUCGGAGACGAGUGGGAGAGGUGGGCGAAGGUAGUUAGGUACCGACUGGUACCUGGCGUCUACUGAACCCAUAGCACUUGACACAUUGGUGUUUUGCGAUGGGGAUAACUAUUCGCCGUUCAAUCUUAGAUCUAGACGAUAUGCUCAUACGAGAUCGUCGCCACCUUUCCUCCCCCAAACAGGAGAUUCAUUUCAAGUUCAUUUCAUUCUACGACAGUGCUCGGUUUCUUCUUUGGUUCCCGGUGACACCGGUAGCUAGACUGUAGAGAGACGUGCAAUAGAUUUUGUAUUACUAGCUUGGUCUUUUUUUGACUUCGACUUUAUAUUUAAUCCUGUCUAUAUAUUGUCAUUCUACUAGGUUAAUCUGAUAUUUGUUGAUAAUACAUACUGGUGCGUAUUUUGACUUUCUUUCUUAGUCUUUCCCCUACUGUCAUGUGAGAAAUUUAGCAUCAACCACGU